Monomorium pharaonis (pharaoh ant) is the source of this 2209-nucleotide messenger RNA. RefSeq names its product odorant receptor 9a. The transcript has 9 exons. Gene Ontology annotation, molecular function: olfactory receptor activity; odorant binding. Gene Ontology annotation, biological process: sensory perception of smell; detection of chemical stimulus involved in sensory perception of smell. Bases 803 to 1975 code for a protein of 390 amino acids. Gene Ontology annotation, cellular component: plasma membrane. NCBI's taxonomy places the organism in Eukaryota, Metazoa, Arthropoda, Insecta, Hymenoptera, Formicidae. The record is from RefSeq and is a predicted model, not a curated record.
UAUAAGUUUUAUUUCAAUUUUCGGGGAAGUGCAUAUCAUAUUGAAAUAAAAAAAUACUCAAAUUAAUAUUUAAUGUUAGUAAUAAAUCUUAAUGUAUAUUAUUUCUUAACUCAAUAAUGCUGUAAUACACUUACUCUAAACUUGCUGCGAUUUGACAUAUAAAACAUGUGUUCGAGAAACGAAAUUAAUUACUUAUGUCAAUUAUUAAUUAUUAAUUAUAUUUUCAAUUAUAAUUAAAAUAUUAUUAAAUAACUAGUGUAAUUAGUUGCUGACAUAAAAUUUGCUUUUUCAAUCAAUUUUUCAGUUUUGCCUAAAAAAAAAUCAAAAUUGAAAAGUUGGUUAACCAAACCCUAAUUUUCCAUACCUUGUAAUUGAUUAAUUUUGCAGGUAAAAAUUCUAAAUUUACAGAACUUUUCUUUGACAUUGAUUAAUUUUAAGCAAAUAAUCAAACGAAAGAAAUGAAUCGUUUCAAUGUAACCAUAAAACUCAUGUUGUACAUUAUCAUAUAGUAGAGUUUAAUUUGACUUAUAAAGCGAGGGAUAUAAAAUAACAGUAUUAUAUUUCAACAGUCACAAAAGAUUGAAGGAUUGAAAAAGACAACUCAUUACUUAUAAAUAUGUAAUGCUUUGUUACAUGGAACUGUGUGGAAAAUGCUUUAGCCUUGUUUGUUCAGUUUAUACUCCGUUUCUUUUAGAAGCUGUUUCCAACAGAAUAUUAAAUAAGUUGUGCGAUUUGGUCCAAAUAUUCAACGAAAUACGUGACUCUCUCAUAGAGUGUUCCUUUGCUACCUUGCUAUAACAAAAUGUCGUUUUACAACAAUCACUACUAUCAUUUUAACAAAAUAUCCCUAUGCAUUAUCGGCCAAUGGCCAUUUCAAUCGCGACUGAAGAACAACGUUAUGUUCGCUCUGACACUGAUUUUCACUUGUAGUUUGAUAGGACUUGAGUUUUGGGGUUUUGUAACGGGAGCAACAGAUUUGGAGAUCAUUAUGGAUAAUCUUUCGCCAAUGUUUCUGGAUCUCGUCACCGUUGUGAAAUUAAUUAUGUUUUCGUUUUAUAAAUACGAAGUUAAACAGCUUCUGAUACAAAUCGAAGAGGUUUGGAAAUUAUUAGGUGAGGGACCAGAGAAUGAAAUAUUACAGCGUCACGGGGAACAAAGCAAAAUCUAUACAUCACGAUAUGCGAUUGGUCUUUAUUUGUCGGGAAUCUUCUAUUUAACGCCACCAGUUAUUACUAGCGGGAUAAAUAUGUUUCUAUCGACAAAUGAAACACAGCCGCCCAGGUUUCUAUAUCGAUUAGAACAUGUUCUCGAUGUCGAUAAAUAUUACAACCUUUUGAUGGUUCAUACGUUUAUCAGUAUAUUCGGCAUAGUUGCUAUAGCAACAGCUGUUGACGGCAUGUUCAUAUUUUGCAUUGAGCAUAUCUGCGCGUUGUUUAAUUGUGCAAAAUAUAACAUGGCACGAAUACAAAGCUCAGAGUUGAUAUUGCUCAAUCCGAGCAUUGCUGAUGACGAAGCAUACCACAACAUAAUCAGAUGCAUCCAAUUACACACACGUAUCUUAAAAUUUUUUGAUCUGCUUUCGUCUGUCUAUUCAACAAUUUUCAUGACUGUGGUGGGAAGUGUAAUUAUAUGCUUGAGCCUUGGCGCAGCAGAGUUCGUAAUGGUGGACACUAAUUUUAUCGAAAGCGUCAGAAUUCUUGCUGCUAAUUCAGCGGAAUCAAUACACAUAUAUGUUAUGAGUUACAUAUGUCAACGAUUAAUCAAUUACAGCAGCGAAUUUCAAGACGUAAUUUACAACUGCAAUUGGUAUAAAAUUUCAUUGAGAUCCAGACAACUUCUAAGAUUCACAUUAAUGCGUGCAUUUAAACCGUGCCAAAUAAGAGCUGGUAAUGUAUUCGUGGUAUCGAUGGAGACGUUUGGCUCGCUUUUAAAAAUGACCGUGUCUUAUUUCACGAUGCUGACGUCACUCCAGUAAUAGUUCCAUAUAAUAAUUUAUAUUGAAAGAAGUAAAAAAUGUUAAAUAAGUAAGCUAGCAAUCAAUAUAUGUUAUAUGUAUAUUAUAUAAUAAUUCUAUUAUAUGUAUAUUAUAUAAUAAAAUACUAUCCUAUAUGAAUCACUGCUUCUUCAUACAAAUAUUUUAUAGCUCAUAUGUAAUAAAUGUGAAUAUAAAGAUGUCUAGGCACUAAUCGUAUUACCUAUCAUAAACGGA